This is a messenger RNA of Symbiodinium pilosum, 736 nucleotides long. The record is from the annotation of a GenBank genome assembly. NCBI's taxonomy places the organism in Eukaryota, Dinophyceae, Suessiales, Symbiodiniaceae.
GAUGGCAGCCGGAGCAGCUUCGCGAUCCGUCCAGGUGCCAAAGGCUUCACGGAAGCCCGCGAGUCCUAAAGCCGAUCCGGAGCCUAAGGCGAAGCCGAGGCCUCCGGCAACGGCUUUUAGUGUGUGGUCCUGGUCUGAUUCUGCGGGCGAAGGAUCAGCGGAGGAAGCAAGGUCGACUUCGGAUGCUGGCCGGACAAUUGGCAAGGGCAAAGGCAAAAGUAUGAAGGGCAAGGACAAACACGCGGAUCCUGGCUUGGAGAAGGGCAAAGCGAAAGGCAAGGAGAAGGGGAAGGAGAAGGGGAAGGAGAAGGGGAAGGAAAAGGGCUUGGAGAAAGGCAAAGAGAAGGGCGUGGAGAAGGGCAAGGAUAAAGGUGCGGAGAAGGGCAAGGACAAAGGCGCUGACAAAGGCGCUGAGAAGGGCAAGGAAAGGAGGACGGAGAAGGGCAAGGGGACGGAGAAGAGCAAUGACAAGGGGAUGGAGAAGGGCAAGGGCAAGCAGAAGGCUGCGGAAAAAGCAGCCCCACAGGCCGCCGCUCAUGAGAGAAAGGCGACAGCGGAGGAGAAAGCCCCGCAGAAAGGGAAAGAGAAGGGCAAGGAGAAGAGCCCAAAAGGGCCAGAGAAAGGAAAAGGAAAAGCUGAGAGCAAAGUCCAAGGAAAGGGUGCCAGUUCCAAACCGGAACGCAGAGAAGCCAGCGACUCCUACGGCGAUGUGGGCGACGUCUGGAAGCUUCUCUGA